This is a messenger RNA of Xyrauchen texanus (razorback sucker), 8626 nucleotides long. RefSeq names its product guanine nucleotide exchange factor subunit RIC1-like. The record is from RefSeq and is a predicted model, not a curated record. Gene Ontology annotation, biological process: retrograde transport, endosome to Golgi; intracellular protein transport. Gene Ontology annotation, cellular component: Ric1-Rgp1 guanyl-nucleotide exchange factor complex; cytosol; Golgi membrane. The coding region runs from base 302 to 3976 and encodes 1224 amino acids. The transcript has 23 exons. Lineage: Eukaryota; Metazoa; Chordata; Actinopteri; Cypriniformes; Catostomidae. Gene Ontology annotation, molecular function: protein binding.
GAUUAAAGAUGGCGAGUUCCCUUCGGAACACGGAGUCCAGCGAUCCAGCCGCACACUGAGAUUCGCAAAACCCACAACACCGUGUUGAGACCCGGUUCUCUUUGACUUGUUUUCGCUUUCAGCUGGAAAUAAAGCGAAAUUUGGGUUCGCAGCAUCCGAACUGACACCAAAUCCCGCGGAUAUGAUCCCGAACUGAAUUCGAACCGAACUGUUGUUUGAUUGUAUUGCAUGGAGCCCGGUUGAAGGAGUCUGUCCGUCCCGGUGUCGCAGUGAUUUUGGGUCGGAAUCAUAGCGGAUCGCUAUGUAUUUUCUAAGCGGUUGGCCAAAGAGGGUUCUCUGCCCUCUCCGGAGCGGCGAGCGGCCCUUCCUGAUCGAGCCCAGCACGCAACGCUUCUACCUGGCCCUGCUUUCUGAGACCCAGAUCAGCAUCUGGUUCAGCAGGCCCAGCGUGCUGAUCGUCAGUUACAUUGAGUCGGGGAAAGCCGCUGCACAGUUUGGCUUUUAUCAACAGGCCGAAUGGAAGCCAGACGACUCUAUGAUCGCUGUGGCGGCAGCGAAUGGUUACGUUUUGCUAUUCGACAUCAUUGAAGGGUCCGAUGAUAAACACCUGUACGAGCCCGUCUAUCCAAAGGGUAGUGUUCGUGUGAAGGUGUCUCAGGGUUAUAAAGAGGAACAGUGCGCUCCAGCUCUCACACUAGAGAUGAAGAAACCUGUUGACCUGGAGGCUCCUAUCAGCUGUUUGCAGACGCUGCAGGAGGAUCUGUUAGUGGCGACCGCAGAUGGUUAUCUGCACAUGCUACACUGGGACGGUGUCAGUAAUGGUCAAAGAGCCAUUAAUCUGUGUACGAUCCCCUUCUCUCUGGACCUGCAGUCAUCACGAGGAGGGCCGUGUUUAGAUCUGGAGGGUGUUCACAUUCGGGAUAUGGAAUAUUGUGCGACGCUGGAUGGAUUCGCUGUCGUAUUUGACGACGGGCGACUUGGAUUUAUCACGCCAACCGCUAACAGACUCGCCACAGACCAGUUGCAGGGCGUGUGGGCUGCCGAUGUUUCCGAUGGCACUUGUGUCGCUGUAAACAACAAAUACAGACUGAUGGCUUUCGGCUGUGCAAGUGGUUCUGUGUUGGUGUACAUGAUUGACAGCUCUACAGGAUCCAUGCAGCUGUCUCAUAAACUGGAGUUAACCCCUAAACACUACCCAGAUAUCUGGAAUAAAACGGGACCGGUGAAGAUGAUCCGCUGGUCUCCAGACUGCAGUGUUGCCAUGGUAACGUGGGACUGUGGUGGUCUGUCUCUGUGGAGUGUGUUUGGAGCACAUCUCAUCUGCACAUUAGGAGAGGACUUUGCUUAUCGAUCAGACGGCACUAAGAAAGACCCUCUGAAGAUCAUCUCUAUGAAUUGGGGUGUAGAGGGUUAUCAUCUGUGGGUGAUUGACAGUACGGAUACGGCUGCUGUUGUUCUGGAUGGAGAGGAAGACGAUUCAAAACUCCAGCAAUCGGGAAUUCUGCAGUUUCACUUCAUCAAGAGCGCGCUGACCGUCAACCCCUGCACAAGUAAUCAGGAGCAGGUGUUGCUGCAUGGAGAGGACCGGCUGUAUUUGACCUGUGGUGACCCCACUCAGGCUCACAGUGUGUUUGAUAAGAGCUCGUCGCGGGACAGCAGCAGUCCUCUGCACCGGCCGCCAACACCCGCUCUGCUCUCUCAGGGUCUCAGCACUUUACUCGGCCAUAAACACUGGCAGGUGGUCCAGAUUCACAGCACAUAUCUCGAGACGAACUGGCCGAUCAAGUUUGCGGCGAUAGACUGGUCUGGUCAGUGUGUUGCUGUCGCCGGUCGACGGGGAUUUGCACAUUAUUCAUUAUAUUCCAGGAAAUGGAAACUGUUUGGAAACGUCACCCAGGAGCAGAAUAUGACUGUAACGGGAGGUCUCACUUGGUGGAACGACUUCAUCGUUGUUGCCUGUUACAAUUUCAUCGACCGACAGGAAGAGAUGAGGUUCUAUGUGCGCUCGUCUAAUCUGGAUAACGCGUUUGCGAGCGUCACUAAACUUCACGCUGAUACGCUGCUGCUGAACGUGUUUCGUAACGUGGUGAUUCUGUUCAGAGCGGACUGCUCCAUCUGUCUGUACAGCAUCGAGAGGAAACAGGACGGCCCGAACCCGUCCGCCAGUGUGGAGUUGUUACAGGAAGUGUCGAUGUCUCGCUAUAUUCCUCACCCUGGUCUGGUCGUAUCUGUGACCCUCACAUCAGUACGAACAGAGACCGGGAUCACACUCAAAGCCCCACAGCAGGCCUGUUCAGCGGAGAGUAUCUUGUUAAAUUUGGCUGGUCAGCUGAUAAUGCUGCAGCGAGAUCGUUCCGGUCCACAGGUACGAGAGAAAGACGCACCAGCCAAUCAGAACAAACUGCUGCCGUUCUGUCCGCCGGUGGUUUUGGCUCAGUGUGUGGAAAACGUUUGGACGACAUGUCGCAGUAACCGAAAGAAGCGUCACCUGAUGGAGGCGCUGUGGCUGUCGUGCGGAGAGGCGGGAAUGAAGGUGUGGCUUCCUCUGUUCCCACGAGACCACCGCAAAACUCACUCCUUCCUGUCUCGACGAAUCAUGCUCCCGUUUCACAUCAACAUCUACCCGCUCACCGUUUUGUUCGAAGACGCGCUCAUCCUGGGCGCCUCCAACGAAACGAUGCUCUUCGACGGGCUCAGCGCUCAGAGUUCCUCCUCAGAGCCGCUGGAAUCUCAAUUCCCAUUCUGCACGGUGGAGCGGACGUCGCAAAUCUACCUCCACCACAUUCUCCGACAGCUGCUGAUGCGAAACUUGGGUGAGCAGGCGCUGAUGUUAGCACAAUCCUGCGCGUCUCUGCCGUAUUUCCCUCACGUUCUAGAGCUCAUGGUGCAUGUGGUUUUGGAGGAAGAAGCCACAUCGAGAGAGCCCAUCCCUGAUCCGCUGCUGCCCACCGUAGCCAAGUUUGUGACGGAGUUCCCCCUCUUCCUGCAAACCAUCGUCCACUGCGCUCGAAAGACGGAAUACGCACUCUGGAAUUAUCUGUUUGCCGCGGUGGGAAACCCCAAAGAUCUGUUUGAAGAGUGUUUGAUGGCACAGGAUCUGGACACGGCAGCAUCGUACCUGAUUAUUCUCCAGUCGCAGUCAGCUGACAGUUUGCUGAACAGUGACAUGGACACCACGCCCCCUCAGGCAACCACAGCCAAUCACAGCUGGCUUGACGGAUUGGGGGCGGUGCCAAGGGAGCUGGAUUUCGACUCCUCUCAUGGAGGACCACGAACACAAGAGGCUUUUCUGUCUCCUCUUAUUAACAAAGGAGAGGAGUGCAGUAUUGGUUCGGCCACUGACCUGACUGAAACCAGCUCCAUGGUGGAUGGUGAUUGGACGAUGGUAGAUGAGAAUUUCUCCACCCUCAGUCUCAGCCAAUCAGAGCUUGAGCACAUCUCCAUGGAGCUGGCCAAUAAAGGACCGCAUAAGUCUCAGGUGCAACUGCGCUAUCUCCUGCAUGUGUUCAUGGAGGCGGGUUGUUUGGAGUGGUGUGUGGUCAUCGGUCUGAUCUUGCGAGACGCCAGCGUCAUUAAGCAGGUGGUGGGGUUCUUGGACAGUCCAGAAGUUCCCCCUGAAACUGUGCAGAGCAUCAGAGAGGGUCUGAUCGCUGUCGACCUCUGGGCAUCAGCUGAUUGUCUGGGCUACAAGCCGUUCUUGAAUCUGAUUCGUCCUCAGCUGCUGAAGUUGACGGAGGUUCCCGUCGAGCAGGUCCAGCCUGAAGCGUUCCAGCCGACGGGCGCGUCAAAACUGACUGAACCGCCGCUGCUGCCCAGAGCCGAAGACCCACGCGGGGCCGUUGUGUCAGGUCACCCGCUGCCACUAGAGGGCUCACCUGGAGCGAACGCUCGACCGCUGGAGGACAUGCCUGAGGAGGAAGAGGAGGAGGAGGAGACGACGCUAGAGGAGGGAUCAUACGACUGCACGCUGUCAUGACCUCAGCAUGAUGGGAAAAGAGAGGCGGCACUAAUCUCCUGUGAUCUGAGACCAGUUGAAUGCAAGAUGCUUUUAAAGAGAAAUGAUGGAAAACUGCGCUCGGAUCAGAUGAAACCAGUUUGACAAACGAGUGUGUGAUAUGUAUCCCAGAAUGCAUUUGUGCUGUUCUUUGUUACAUUUGUGUGACUGUUUUAAGCACAUGUGUGUGUGCGUGCUGUCUUUUUAUUGCCCUCCAUCCCGACUGCAGUGUUGCGUGUGUUUUCAACAUCCUGUGAUCUAAUUCAUCAUGUUUUUUGUCUCUUUUUUCCUCCACAUGAGAAUUAGAUGUGGCCCGAGAGCAAUUUGAGCGUUCACCCUUUAUUAUAGCGUCAAAUGGCAAAAAGACAUUUGCAUUAAAUAAUGCUUUUAAUAGUGUCUGUAUGAUGGAGUGACGGAGGUUAAACAGGACUGCAGAUAUCAGUGCAAACCAGAUGAAGUAUUGAUCAUCGAAUUUCGGUUCUUUUUUAAUUAAGGCUACAAGUUUUAAUGUUAAUUGUGAAAUAUCUUUGUCAUUGUGGCCACCAGAGGAGCCUUUUCUUUGGCACAGGACAGCGAUUACAAAACCAACAAGAUAUCGGUCACGCUUUGUUCCUCAAACGUGUGAUGUGUGUCGAGUUUAAAGUUGAUGUGUGCAGCUCUCUCUGAAUCAUGAAUAUUCUCUUUCAGCUGCGUGAAUAGUUUUGUUUUGGUUUGAAACUGACAACAUUUGUAUUGGUUUUUUUAUCGUUUCAGAAGCGUUUUAGUCUGAUUUUGGGGUUUGAAUCAUCAGUCAGAAUCUUAACACUAGAUUCAGUACAAGUUGAGCUCAAUCGGCAGCAUUUGUGUCAAUGUUGAUGACCACAAAAAUACAUUUCGACUCGUUCCUCUUUAAAUCUGUUCCAGUGAGACACUUACAAUGGAAGUUAAUGGGGUUUAAUCUGUAAACAUUAAAAUUCUAACCGUUUCAAAAUUAUAGGCGCAAGACAUUCAAUUCAACAUUCCAUUAAGCGCCAUCGAUUUCCAUUGAGCCCCAUCGACUUCCAUUGAGCCCCAUCGACUUCCAUUGAGCCCCAUCGAUUUCCAUUAAGCGCCAUCGAUUUCCAUUGAGCCCCAUCGACUUCCAUUAAGCGCCAUCGAUUUCCAUUGAGCCCCAUCGACUUCCAUUGAGCCCCAUCGAUUUCCAUUGAUCCCAAUCGACUUCCAUUGAGCACCAUCGAUUUCCAUUGAGCCCCAUCGACUUCCAUUGAGCCCCAUCGACUUCCAUUGAGCCCCAUCGAUUUCCAUUGAUCCCAAUCGACUUCCAUUGAGCCCCAUCGAUUUCCAUUGAUCCCCAUCGACUUCCAUUGAGCCCCAUCGAUUUCCAUUGAGCCCCAUCGAUUUCCAUUGAUCCCCAUCGACUUCCAUUGAGCCCCAUCGACUUCCAUUGAGCCCCAUCGAUUUCCAUUGAGCCCCAUCGACUUCCAUUAUAAGUGUCUCACUGGAACACAGAUAUCUGCUAUUUUUAAAGAGGAGGAGGGACGAUAGUAAAUACAUUUUUGUAGUAAUCAACAUUAUGCCACAAAUGCUGUCGAUUGAGCUCAACUUGUAUUGAACCCAGAAUAUUAUUUAAAGUACUUAGCUAUGGACGUGUUUUGAUGGCAGAUUUACAGCAGUUUAACGUACAUGAGGGAUAGACGUACUAUCGUUUUUUUUUUUAAAUAAGUCUUUACAAAACAUCUUCAGCGAAAAUGGAAAACGUUAAAAUUUGUUUUUAUUUGCAUAAAAGUAAAUAUGGCAUCUAUAAGGUCAGCGAUAUGCCUGUAAAUGUGAAAGGCGUGAUCGCACACUAAAAGCGCUUUUCGGCAACAUAGUUUUGCAUAAUCAUCAAACCCAACACAUGGCCGGUCUAAUGGGGAGCUAAGUGGGCAUUGCUCACCUAGAUUUUCCUGAACAUAUAAGUUCCCUACUAAAGAUUGCAUCCUAGUACCGGCUCUGACCCAAUGGAUUUUGCAUUAUUACAGUUGAAUUCAGAAGUUUACAUACACUUAGGUUGAAGUCAUUAAAACUUUUUUUUUCUGCUUUUCUUUUUAACCAUUUAAAAAUAUCAGCAAACUAGUCAUUUAGGACAUGUACUUUGUGCAUGACAAGUCAUUUUUACAGACCGAUUGUGUCACUUUUAAUUGACUAUUAUCACAAUUCCAGUGGGUCAGAAGUUUACAUACACUAAGUUAACUGUGUCUUUAAGCAGCUUGGAAAAUUACUGAAAAUGAUGUCAAGCCUUUAGCCAAUUAGCUUCUGAUAAGAGUUGAACUGAAUUGGAGGUGUACCUGUGGAUGUAUUUUAAGGUCUACCUUCAUACUCGGUGUCUCUUUGCUUGACAUCAUGUGAAAAUCAAAAGAAAUCAACCAAGACCUCCGAAAAAAAAUUGUUGGCCUUCACAAGUCUGGUUCAUCCUUGGGAGCAAUUUCCAAACCCCUGAAGGUGCCACGGUCAUCUGUACAAACAAUAGUACACAAGUAUAAACACCAUGUGACCACACAGUCAUCACACCGCUCAGGAAGGAGACGCAUUCUGUCUCCUAGAGAUGAACAUAGUUUGGUGUGAAAAGUGCAAAUCAAUGCCAGAACAACAGCAAAGGACCUUGUGAAGAUGCUGGAGGAAACAGGUGGACGAGUAUCUAGAUCCACAGCAAAACCAGUCCUAUAUGGACAUCACCUGAAAGGCUCAGCAAGGAAGAAGCCGCUGCUCCAAAACCACCAUAAACAAGCCAGACUACAGUUUGCAAGUGCACAUGGGGACAAAGAUCUGACUUUUGGAGAAAUGUCCUCUGGUCUGAUGAAACACUAUUGAACUGUUUGGCCAUAAUGACCAUCGGUAUGUUUGGAGGGAAAAGGGUGAAGAACAGCAUCCCAACUGUGAAGCAUGGGGGUGCAGCAUCAUGUUGUGGGGGUGUUUGCUGCAGGAGGGACUGGUGCACUUCACUAAAUAGAUGACAUCAUGAGGAAGGAACAUUUUGUGGAUGUAUUGAAACAACAUCUCAAGACAUCAGACAGGAAGUUAAAGCUCGUUCACAUGUGCAAGCAAGGAGUCCUACAAACCUGACUCAGUUACACCAGUUCUGUCUGGAGGACUGAUUGUGGAAAGAGCCCCAAAACAUUUGACCCAAAUUAAACAAUUUAAAUCAAUGCUACCAAAUACUAACAGUGUAUGUAAUCUUCUGACCCACUGGGAAUGUGAUGACAGAAAUAGAAACUGAAAUAAAACUAUUAUUCUGACAUUUCACAUUCUUAAAAUAAAGUCGUGAUCCAAACUGACCUCAGACAGGGAAGGUUUUCUACCAUUAAAUGUCAGUUUAAAUGUAUUUGGCUGAAGUGUUUGUAAAUUUCUGACUUCAACUGUAUUUGUUAACAUCGUUUUUUUUCAUCCAACAUAAUGUUUACUUAUAAGCGUCAAUUUUGCUGUACGUAAUUGUAAAUAUGCGUUUUUGUCUUGUCUGACAGCAUUAUUGCAAUUUAUCUUUUUUCAGAUUGCGUUGUUGCAAUUUGUCUUAUUUACGCGAGGAGCGGUUGGACAAAGAAAUGACCGUGCAUGCCGAUAGUUUUUAUUUAGAUAGUAAAGUUUAAAGAACUGCAGGGACGAUGAUUUCUUCUCUUAUUUGUAUUAUCUCACAACGGCACCGCUGCUCAGAAUCAGUAUUAUUAAAAUAAUUAGCCAGUGUUUCCUCUGAGAUGAGCAGAUCUUUAAUUAAAGGUGCUGUUAGCAAUUGUUGUUUCAUGGUAAGGUAUGCAAAAUAUGUUCCUACUACCUGAAAGAUAUGAAUGUCAGUGUCGUGAGAUAUCUCACCGGUCUCUAUGACAUCAGACAACGCUUUUGACCUGUCAAUCAUUUUGCAUGCGCUCGUAUUGUAGUUGCAGCGAAGUAUUGAGGCUUAAUGUCAUUUUUAUGCCAUGUUGUUCAUAACAAUUGCCAUUUGAGGGCGCUGUUUUGCUGCUGUUGAUUUAAACAACCGUUUCUGCACUAUGUUGAUCUCGGAGCUCAUUUGUUAUCUGUGGAGGGUGGGGUUUUGGAAAGAGGGGGCGUGGCUAAUUAAACAGCUCAUUCUCGUGCAAGUUGAACAGCUAAAAUCGCUUACAACAACUUUAACACCAGUCUCAUUAGCGCUGCCUUUUAUUGGAACUUUAAGAGCAGAACGGACCAAAUGAUGUGAGGGGUUAGGGGUGCAAUAAUGCACAAGCUUAAGCCCAUUCAAUUCACAGCGUCCACCAUCCUAUUAUCCCACGUCGCCUUUCGCAGGAGCAUGACAAUUCAGCGGGACACGCUUAUAUAAAUGGUACGCAACAGCAAAAACCGUCCAUCUAACCCCACGGUACUUUAAUGCUCCCUUGAACAUAAUAAACAUAUGGAAUGCCUUUGUAUAAUUAUUAUAUUAUUGAUAUUAUUCUGCAUUAUUUACUGUCAGAGUAUUAGCGAGAUGCAUCUUUCUUUUUAACGUUUUAUUUUCCCCAAACAGUUCUUUCUCCGGUCACAUUUAGAUCAAAAUCUGUUCCUGCUCUUGAGUUUGAUGUUAUGAGGAACACGUCGGUGCGGUGAAAUUGUGAUGGUGUUAUUCACAAACCAAAGAGCUGCAUGACAUUUAAGUGUGUGUGUGUGUGU